UUCCUUUAACUAAUUCGCUCUAACCAGCUGAGCUAUGAUAGCUAUAAAGGCUCAUAAAUCAAAAGAGAGCAAAGUUGCACCCUCAGGGAACACUCCCCGCAGGUUCCCAGGGAGGAGAAUGGAAGAGUUCAGCUUCGUUCAUUUAUCGUCGAGAGCGCGAGAGAUCGCCGGAGGCCGGGAAGAGCUCCUCGGGCUGUUGCGCGACGUCCCGGAGUCCGACUACGAGCUCUCCCUCACCGACAUCGUCGAGAAGGGAUCGGUCGACGCGCGUAGUUCGGUGUCGAAGGAAAAGGCGGCGGCUUCGUCGCAUGGAGGAGAGCCGAUUGAUCCAAAGACGAGAGUGGUGAAGGAGAAAAAGAAGAUCAUGGUCCGCAACGGCAGCUUCAGGAGUGCAAGUGAUGGAGUGCUCUUGAAUGUGUAUUUGCCUGCUUCUUUGACGAGGAGCUUAACUGCACCAAGAAUGAGUAGGGGUGCAGUUCAUAGAGCCACCACAGAGUGCAACAAGAGGGAUACAAAGCCCGCCACCCUCGGAUGUUGGUCGGCGCUAUGGCUGCAGGGAAAGCCGAGGAGAGAGGCAGCAGCAAAGAUCAGAUGAACCAAAGAUCUCUGCAGAUUGGAUUGCAUUG
This is a messenger RNA of Ananas comosus (pineapple), 626 nucleotides long. RefSeq lists its product as uncharacterized. NCBI's taxonomy places the organism in Eukaryota, Viridiplantae, Streptophyta, Magnoliopsida, Poales, Bromeliaceae. Bases 35 to 595 code for a protein of 186 amino acids. The transcript is spliced from 2 exons. The record is from RefSeq and is a predicted model, not a curated record.